Molecule: messenger RNA, 1719 nt
Organism: Alosa sapidissima (American shad)
Lineage: Eukaryota; Metazoa; Chordata; Actinopteri; Clupeiformes; Clupeidae
Product: caltractin-like
Exons: 5
Coding region: 248-811 (187 amino acids)
Biological process (GO): mitotic cell cycle; nucleotide-excision repair; centriole replication
Cellular component (GO): centriole; centrosome
Molecular function (GO): calcium ion binding
Source: RefSeq, a predicted model, not a curated record
GAGUGUUGUAGCCUUGCCGACCGCGGACCACCAACAAAACUGGCCAGAUCAUAAUUUCUGGGCCGACGAUGACGAUUACACCUUGAGCGAACGUAAACAAAAUUGGCAAUCUGGAAAUGCAUUAAUAUAAAUUAAAGUUGUCACGUGCUUGAUCGGGCAAAUUUACCGACCACACGUCGCGUUUACUUGAUUGUUUGGGUAUCGAAGGAUCAGCUGGCUUUUGAGUCGGUAGCCAUCUAGAUACAUAAUGGCCACCAGUGCCAAGAGGCCAUCACUAGGGGCGGUAGCUCCACGCAAAAAAACUAGCCCCAAACCUGAACUUACAGAGGAACAGCGGCAGGAGAUACGGGAGGCCUUUGAGCUCUUUGAUACAGAGGGCUCUGGUCACAUUGAUGUAAAGGAACUGAAGGUGGCCAUGAGAGCACUGGGGUUUGAGCCCAAGAAGGAGGAGAUCAAGAAGAUGAUCACAGAAGUGGAUAAGGAAGGCACUGGAAAAAUCUCUUUCAAUGAUUUUCUCUCGGUUAUGACUCAGAAAAUGGCUGAGAAGGAUUCUAAGGAGGAAAUCCUUAAAGCUUUCCGGCUGUUUGAUGAUGACGAGACGGGGAAAAUAUCAUUCCGCAACCUCAAGAGAGUGGCCAAAGAACUGGGAGAGAACCUCACAGAUGAGGAGCUGCAGGUACAUAACGUCAAUGGGCUUGUUGAAAUGUGUCACAGCAAUUUGGAAAUGAUUGAUGAGGCAGACAGAGAUGGAGAUGGGGAGGUGAACCAGCAGGAGUUCUUUCGCAUCAUGAAGAAAACAAGCCUGUACUGAUCAGCUGAGUCUCUAUCUUCAGCGGCAGGGGCAAGGGGCAUGUAGUAUAUUUAGUCCCCUGUGGUCACUACUACACCUGUCCUGUGCACUGAGGUUGUUUACAAUGAAAACAUCACAAAUUAUAUUAAAUCUGACAUUCCCAUUCAAAACUCAUCAGUUAUAUAUGUAUGGUUUUGCAUUUAGCCCCAUAUACUGUUUGCCAAAUACUGUUAUGGGAAGCUCUGGUUAAAUACAUUGGAAGUCAGUUGUAUAAGACCAUUUACUUAAUACCAUGCCAAGUGUUGGUAAACAAUAUGUGCCAUUAUCUGAUUUGCUCAAUGGCUGAUGUUCAAAAUUACAAAGCACAGCUGUGUCAUUUUUAUUGGACAUCGCUCCCAGAAACAUUUUGGGGUGAGCACCAAAAUCCUACAGUGCCUACAUCUGCUUGGGAACAAAAGAAAACCUGUUUGAUGAUCCUAAACAACAUUCUCAUACCAUUCCUGAUGUUCACACAUAUAUUUCAGUCUUGUAAUAAAAUGAAAGAAGAUAGUUAUAUGAUAAGAGAUACUAUAGUACUUUUUCCCUUACUGAAUUCUGGCUGCUUGAAUUUGUAUUUUUGCUUGCCGUUGUGUGUUCAGGGAGUAAGCUCUGUAUUUUUACAGCUGACCUCAUCCUUGUGCCUAAAUUGUGACAGAGGGUGUCUGUAAGCUUCAGGGAGGCCCCCAUAUCUGCUACCCCUUAGCACUGGUCUCUCUAAAUACUUUCAUCUGUAAUGUUAAGUGAUGCUGUGUCUGUAUUUUCUGAUAUGUACUGGAUAUUCUUGCACCCUCUUUGUAUUUGUACACCUUUGCCCUUGAGUACUGAAUGUUUUGUAUUUGGCUGCAUAAGCAGUUAGAAUUAUUUAAAGUAUAAAUAUAGCAGUAACUUGA